UUCGAGACGUGACUCCAACAUCGGUCAUAAUAGCAACGUCAAUCAAGACUUUUCCUCACAUACGUCACUACUUGAGCUCGCAGCUCACGUAGGAGUCUGACUGUUCUCUCUCCCAUAGAGAGCAAUUGCAUAUCCCUUGCCCGUACAAUCGCAACCCCACCACGCCGCAAUCAUGUCGACCUUCGGCCAGCACUUCAAGGUCACCACCUAUGGUGAGUCCCACUGCCUCAGCGUUGGCGCCAUCAUCGACGGCUGCCCUCCUGGUAUGCAGCUCACCGAGGCCGAUAUCCAGCCCCAGAUGACACGCCGCCGUCCCGGACAGUCCGCGAUCACAACGCCGCGAAAUGAGAAGGACAAGGUUGAGAUCCAGUCCGGUACUGAGUUCGGUCUCACACUGGGCACACCUAUUGGCAUCAGGGUCAUGAACGAGAAUCAGCGCCCCAAGGACUACGGCAACAAGACCAUGGAUAUGUACCCCAGGCCGAGUCACGCAGACUGGACCUACCUCGAGAAGUACGGUGUCAAGGCCAGCUCUGGUGGUGGAAGGAGUAGUGCACGUGAGACCAUUGGGCGCGUCGCUGCUGGCGCGAUCGCAGAGAAGUACCUGCGCGAAGCCUACGGCAUCGAGAUCGUUGCUUUCACAGCCUCCGUUGGCAACGUGUUCCUCUUCCCUCCCACACCGACCCACCCAACCGCCUCCACCAACCCUGAGUACUUGAAGAUGAUCGACACGAUUGACCGCAAGACUGUCGACUCUUUCUUGCCCGUGCGAUGCCCACACGAGGGGAGCAAUCAGCGCAUGGAGGAGCUCAUUGGAGAGUACAAGGAGAAGGAAGACAGCAUUGGUGGCACAGUGACAUGUGUCAUCCGCAACUGUCCUACCGGUCUGGGUGAGCCGUGCUUCGACAAGCUCGAGGCCAAGCUUGCGCACGCUAUGCUUUCCAUCCCAGCUACCAAGGGUUUCGAGAUUGGAUCUGGCUUCGGCGGUGCCCAGGUACCCGGGUCCAUCCACAACGACGCUUUUAUCAAGGCACCCGCCGUUCCCGCAGGUGCUAACGGCGGCUCAAACUACCCGCGACCAAGACUCACCACCAGGACCAACAAUUCUGGUGGUAUCCAGGGUGGUAUCACAAACGGCGCGCCGGUCUACUUCAAUGUGGCUUUCAAGCCCCCGGCCACCAUUGGCCAGGCCCAAGCGACCGCAACCUACGACGAGGCGGAGGGUGUUCUCGAAGCCAAGGGCCGGCACGAUCCGUGUGUGGUGCCUCGCGCGGUGCCCAUUGUUGAGACUAUGGCUGCGUUGGUCAUCAUGGAUGCAGUUCUGGCACAGCAGGCGAGAGCAGGUGCCAGGAGCCUGUUGCCGAUCCGCGAGGGUGUCGUACCCGUGCAGAAGUAGACUUGCAGAGUCGUUGUAACAUCUAGCAUCUUCCAUUCAAUUCUCAUACAUACAUAGACCUUGAUCUGGUGGAGAUGAUAUCCACCAAUCCAUUUAUUUGCACCGUAUACCGUUAGUUAAUACCUGCAAGAUACCCCGACAUGAAAGACGUGCGGUCGAUGCUUGCCUGUGUUGACAUUCUAGAUGUUCGAAGGAGUUCCUGUUACGAUGCUCGUGCCUAGAACGCGGGUGAUUAGUCUUCGGCCCUUUUGCUAGAAUGGUGUAUUUAGAAAUUCGGAUUGUUGAUUUCAACAUCCUCACACAGACAUCAAGAUUCCAAGUGAGAACCAGAUGGCAGAGGACCGCAAUACCGCGGUGAUGUAGCCGCCUGAUCAUUUCAUACGACUACAACAGAUCGUCGCCGAGUAGACAGCGUGAGUGAGCACAAGCCUAGAGUGAAGAAUUGUUCAGAAGGUCGCG
Molecule: messenger RNA, 1855 nt
Organism: Didymella exigua CBS 183.55
Lineage: Eukaryota; Fungi; Ascomycota; Dothideomycetes; Pleosporales; Didymellaceae
Product: chorismate synthase
Exons: 3
Coding region: 173-1396 (407 amino acids)
Biological process (GO): aromatic amino acid biosynthetic process; chorismate biosynthetic process
Cellular component (GO): cytosol
Molecular function (GO): chorismate synthase activity; FMN binding
Source: RefSeq, a predicted model, not a curated record